This is a messenger RNA of Polistes dominula (European paper wasp), 2644 nucleotides long. RefSeq lists its product as uncharacterized. The record is from RefSeq and is a predicted model, not a curated record. Lineage: Eukaryota; Metazoa; Arthropoda; Insecta; Hymenoptera; Vespidae.
UUGUACGAUAGUCAAGUGAUAGAUAGUCGCGCGGUAUACCUCAUCGCGAUCGUGUCUCUUGCAUUUUUAUUUCUUUUUCCAUUUUUUACGUUACAUACGAACUAUAAAUCUUUUAUACAUUACGCGAAAUUUCUACCGCGAUACAAUUUUUAAAACUACAAGGUCAUUCCUCAUAAAGUGUUUCCUAUUCUGUGGUGUUGCAAAUCGACACGAGUUUUACCUGUUUUUUUGGUUUCUUAUCUAAGUGUCGAUACUAAAUAUAAAUUAUAUAUUCACUUACAACGUAAAGUAUAGUAACGUGGAAGUGAUAAAUAGAACUCAAUGAAUUAACUGGACAGUUCUCGAGUCAACAAUCUUAUCACUUUAAAGGUAAAGGCGAAUAAAUUGAAGUGAAGAAAAAAAAAAAAAUAAAAAUCAGAGAAACAUAGUAGAAGUGUAAAUCAUGUCGAGGCGUCCAAGCGUUUCCAUUUACGAUUAUCCGGAGCAUCUAAAUCCUUUCAAUGACGACACUACAAACCCUCCUACCUCGCAUCCACGUUUGCAGCGUGAAAAUAGCAAGAGCUCGGCCAAAGAGAUAAAACAUAAAUUUUGGACCUUCGGAAGAAGCAGGAAAAAAAGGUCGAACAGUUUUUCCAUCAAAUCGACAUGGAACGGAUUAUUUGGUAAACGGAAGGAACCGGAUCAAGCUGAGAAAAGAUCGACGAUCAUAACAGUUUCGUCUGCUUAUAAAAGAGAACCAUUCGAUAGGCCGAUAGCACCGUCACGAAUUUCAAAAGAUCAACAAGAAUUUGAUGAAGCUUUAGGAACUCUUGUUAGAAGAAGAAAAUACACAAUGGACAAUAGUGGUUCCAGAUAUAGCUCUAGUCUUACAGUCAACGGAGAUCCUGCAAGAAUCUAUGAUGGUAGUCCUCAGGAUACAACAACGUCCAUUAUGGGUGAUCUUACUCCUAAAGCACCAGCUAGAAGAUUUGGACAAGUAAGUCCAAGACCGACUGAUAAGAUACCACCAUUAAAUUUCGAAGAUAAAGAAUCGAAAGAAAAUGGGGCGGUCACGUUGCGUGAAACAUCAUUCGAAAAAACCCCAGUACCACCGAUACGAAGGUCUGCUACCAGAUCAUCGCAGAGGUUAAACAUGAGUAACUUGGAUUUGGAAGAAGAAACUAGCAGAUCGGGUGACGUUACGUUGAGAGAUGAAAACGAAAAUGUUCCUGAAGACUAUGUUUUUAAAAGAUUUGGACAGGAUUCUGUAAGAAGAUCGAACAUAUCUAUAAACAGUUGUGUAUCCAUUGGUAGCACAGCUAGUGGCUAUGGACGGAAAAAACGUAGGGCACCACAGCCACCACGACGUGCAGAACAAUUGAAAACUCCAGAGGAAAACGAAAUCAAACAAACACCGGAUACUUCGAAUGUAGAAUCGGAAAUUACCGAAUCGAUCGACAUCAGUAGAGUCACGGAGAAUAUUGAUGAAAUGACAAAAAGAAAUCAGGAAUUGAUAGAAACUUCAAAGGAGAAUAAAGAAAGUAGUGUUCAGUUAACUUCCAAAAACGAAACCAUUACACAAAAUGUUACUGAAAAGUCUGAAGAAAUUGUUAAAGAACCUAUCAUAUUGGAAAACAUAAAAAGCGAUGACAAAAAUGUAAAAUCAGAAGAAAACCAGAGGUCACUUGUUGAAGAAAGAGAAGAAAAAGAAGAAAGAGAAGAAAGAGAAGAAAGAGAAGAAAAAGAAGAAAAAGAAGAAAAAGAAGAAAAAGAAGAAAAAGAAGAAAUCAAAGAGCCUUGCAAUAAGGAGACUAGUCAUGAAGAAAAUCAAACAAAUAAGGAUAAUAACGUUGUUAUCGAAUAUUGUAGAAAGGAAGAGGAUAAGGUAGAAAUAAUAAAAGAUAUAAAUGAAAUUAAUUCGAAAACUGAAUUAGAAGUAUGUAUACGAAGAAAAAACUCAGCCGAUAGAUUAUCUCGAGAGGAAAGUUUUUCUGUUCAAGAGGAAAUAAAAAAAAUAGAAAAACAAAUUCAAGCUCUAGAAUCGAAAAAUUCAUCGAAAGAUUCGACGGACGAUAUAACAGCGGAUCAUACUUCUAAUACUAGAUUAUCCAUUUUAGCAAAUCGUAGGCACUUUUUUCAAAACAUGGUUGAUACCAAAGAAUAUAAAGAUGGUGUUAAAAUAGAAUUUAAAGAAUUACCACGUGAACAAAAAGAUAUUCAUGUUAUCAAAUUAACAGAUUCUCCUGUACCCGUUGAAGCACCUAAAGAUCCAGUCAAAGUUAUCGAAUUACACAUUUCCGAACCGAUCAGACAAAGACCAGAAAUAUUGGAUGAUGUUAAUCCUAUACCCAAACCUAGAAGGCACGUUUCAUUGAGUCACAAUGAUUUCGAACGUUCCGUAAUUCCAAGAGAAAGAAGCAGAAAUUCCGAAUCUUUCGAUAAAAGAGGGAAAUCUGUUUAAGCAUGAUUUAGUAGUAUAAAAUUGUAUAAACAAUUCAUUGGUAAUUAAUAUGUAACUUCUGUGUACCUUUUACUCUCGAUGAAUGAAAGAACAAAUGGAUAAAUUUGCAAUGCGAGAGCGAUAAAAGUAAUCGUAUAAAUAUAAUAUAUAUGUGCCUUUAAUUCGUGCUUUAAAAUGUAUAUUGUGAUAAAUAUCUAUAUUAAU